UCCUUCCGCACGAUCACAAGCGCCGCACGCGCGUCUCCACAUAAUUCUUCCGUCAAUUAGUAUCGAACGCGCUGAAGCGUCGCCACAGGGCGUCCGUCACUACUUUCCUGGUCUAAAACAUCAUUCGUUAAAUCUUCGUGUCAGGUUUAACUCGUCACGGCGCACUUUGAAGCGCCUGGGCCUAGCCGCAGCCUCGCUUGCUAGCCGCUAACAAAUAGAUGCUUUUGUCACCGACGCCUCGCUCAGCAGAGAUCAAUAAAGUUUGAUUGUCGUGUGAAAAUGUGUGCAACUAGGACAGCAGACAACGAGGAAGAACUUUGCGGAACAAAAGAGGACGAGCGUCAACUCCUCGACGCCGUUUGCAAGCCGCAUCCUCGAGUUGGCUUACGCACACCAGACAUCAAUGAAGUGUACCCCCACAUUAAGGUAGAAGUCGAGGCCGAAGAUCACCCACACAUUAAAGACGAGGAGCCGGUGCCCCCUUGCAUUAAAGAGAAGCAGCCGGAGCACCCCUACAUUAAAGAGAAAGAGGAGACACAGUCCCCCAACAUCAAAGAGGAGGGGCAAACCCACAUCAAAGAGGAAGUCGAGGAGCAGGAUAUCACCAAGUUGCCAUUUAAUUGUGUGCCUUUGAAGAGUGAAAAUGAAGUUCAAAGUGAGGAGGGCAGAGGGACGGAGCCUCCAAGUAGCAGUUCAAGUCGACACAUGACAACAGAAGGUGAUGGAGACCACUGUGGAUCAUCACAAGGAGACGGCCUCUUAGCUCCACUAUCAGACAGUGACGACACAACGUCACACUCUUCAGACACUGAUGACGAUCAGGAACAUAAGGCAGGUCACACUGACAACAAACGCUGGCAAUGUUCUCAGUGUGGGAAAACCUUUGCAGACAAGUGGGUUUUGAGACGACACACGAGAAUACACACUGGAGAGAAACCUUUUUCCUGUACAAUUUGCGGAAAAAGAUUCACUCAAAGCGGUCAAUUGACAACACACACAAGAACACACACUGGUGAAAGGCGAACACACAACGGUGGACAAAGUUUUUCCUGCUCAGUUUGUGGCCAAACAUUCUCAAGGAAGGAAAGCUUAAAAACCCACACAAGGACCCACACUGGAGAGAAACCUUUUGCCUGUUCAUUUUGUCAUAAAAGGUUCUCUCAAAGUGGUCAAUUGACAUCACACACAAGAACACACACUGGAGAGAAACCCUUUUCCUGCUCAGUUUGUGGUAAAAGGUUCUCUGAAAAGGAUAGUUUAAAAACCCACACAAGAACCCACACUGGAGAGAAACCUUUUGCCUGCUCAGUUUGUGACAAAAGAUUCUCUCAAAGAGGUCAUUUGUCUUCACACAUAAGAACACACACUGGAGAGAAGCCUUUUGUUUGCCCAGUGUGCGGUAAAAGAUUCUCUAAAAAGGGAAAUUUAAGGCAACACUCAAAAACCCACGUUGGCGAAAAAACCUUUGCCUGUUCAGGCUCCCCAGACUACUUCCCUCUCCCCAGCCACUUUGUCGAGCGCUUCCAGAAGUAUCCUGAGACAUUCCCGAGGCAGCAGGGAGAGCUAGUCGUCUCAGCGUGUCCUGUGUCGUCCCCGGGGCUUUCACCUGGUGGGACGUGCUCGGAACACCUCGCCAGGGAGGCGUCCAGGGGGAAUCCUGACCAGAUGCCCGAGCCACCUCAUCUGGCUCCUCUCAAUGCGGAGGAGCAGCAGCUCGACUCUUAAGCUCCUCCUGGAUGGCUGAGCUUCUCACCCUAUAUCUAAGGCAGAGCCCGGACACCCUGCGGAAGAAAUUGAUUUCUGCCGUUUGUAUCCGUGAUUUUGUCCUUUAGGUAAGGACAGGAAUGUAGCUCGACUGGUAAAUUGAGAGCUUUGCCUUUCGGAUCAGCUUACUCUUUACCACAGCAGAUGGAUACAGAAUCCGCAUCACUGCUGCACCGAUCCGGCUGUCGAUCUCCCACUCAAUUCUUCCCUCACUCGUGAACAAGAUUCCAAAAUACUUGAAGUCCUCCACUUGGGCCAGGAUGUCCUCCCCCGACCAGGAGAAGGACGCCGUCGUUGACCUCCAGCCUUUUCGACUGAGAAUCAUGCCCUCAGAUUGUCAUCCUGCACACACUGGCGCGACCAGCUCCUGCAAGAGUUGAAGGUCGCUGCUUGCUAAGAUCAACAGAACCACACAUUAUCAAAAAUAUAAAAAAAGCAAAGACGUACGGAGACCUCUGAACAGGACACCCUCAAUCCCUCGGCUGCACCUAGAAAUUCUGUCCAUAAAGGUUAUUUAUAGAAUCAAUCAAUGACAGGGCAGUACUGGAGGAGACCAACCCUCACUGGAAACAAAUUGGGCCAACGGCCGGCAAUGUGGACCAAAAACGGACACAGGUCUUACAGGGACCAAACAGCCCAUAUUAGGGGGCCUGGUAUCCUAUUUUACUGUAUUUAGACCAGAUAAAAAAAUAAAAUAAAAAUUGAAAACAAUCUUAGGUAUCACAAUACCAGACUGCCUCUGGUGGGCACUAAACUAUUGAAUUUCAGAAUUUAGACGAAAACAUUUCGACUAAUUUUUUAUUGCAACAUCAGAUAUGUGCGCAAUUCCUGGGUGUAAUCCUGGGAUAGUCGAGUGUCCCCCAGAAGUGGAUUUCUUUUGUGAUACCUAAGGGAUUAUUCUUAAUGAUUUUUUUAAAAUCAGGUGUAAUGCCAGUCAAAUGUGCAGAUUUCAGAGGACGUUUAUUUUGAAAUACAACAUUAGAUCUGCGGGAAACUCCCUGAGUGGAUCCCGGACGUCAACUGGUUUUGUAAUACCUAAGGGAUUAUUAUUAUUAUUAUUUUAAAGUUAGAUGUAAUUGGAGUCAUACUGUAUAUGCAGAGUUCAAAUAAACUCUAGUAUCUCCCGGAAGUUGACUGGUUGUGUGUUAACAAAUCGAUUAUUUUACAUAAUUAUCAUUAAUCAUUUUUUAAUAUAAUUAUAUUUAAUCCAGGCCGGCACGGUGGACGACUGGUUAGCACAUCCGCCUCACAGUUCUGAGGACCGGGGUUCAAAUCCCGACCCCGCCUGUGUGGCGUUUGCGUGGGUUUUCUCCGGGCACUCCGGUUUCCUCCCACAUCCCAAAAACAUGCAUGGUAGGUUAAUUGACAACUCUAAAUUGCCCGUAAGUGUGAACGUGUGUGCGAAUGGGUGGUUGUUUCUAUGUGCACUGCGAUUGGCUGGCGACCAGUUCAGGGUGUACCUUGUGAGGAGAAGCGGAACAGAAAAUGGAUGGAUGGAUCUUGAAUCCAAAUUAUUGAUAUCCAAUGUAUUUAUUUGUCAGGCCUUUAUUUUGAAAUGAGCCCUCACAGUGCGUGGGCAGUGUUUUGCUGUAAGGCAUAAGAUGAACAAUCGUGGAGGCUGGCCUGACUGCAGUAACUACAACCAGGCACCACUAGGUGGUGCUCAAG
Messenger RNA from Phycodurus eques (leafy seadragon), 3432 nucleotides. RefSeq names its product zinc finger protein 691-like. The record is from RefSeq and is a predicted model, not a curated record. Gene Ontology annotation, cellular component: nucleus. The coding region runs from base 280 to 1725 and encodes 481 amino acids. The transcript is spliced from 2 exons. NCBI's taxonomy places the organism in Eukaryota, Metazoa, Chordata, Actinopteri, Syngnathiformes, Syngnathidae.